AUGAAACCUCAAAAAAGCAUUAUAAAAGAAUUGAAAACUUAUGAACAUAAUCUAUUUAAAUCUAACAAAGAACAUAAGAAAAUUAACAUAAAUGACUUUCCUAAUCUUUCUAGAAAACCUAUCGAAUGGAUGGAUUGUGAUUAAUUUAUAAAACUCAGAUAAUUUAAAUGUGACAAAAGAUUGGCGAUUAAUUUAUGCCAAUAAUACAAAAUUCAUAGAUCAGAUCAAAAAUUUUUUGAUACCAUAUAAAAUGUGAAUGUUGAAAAUGAGGAGUACAAGAAAAUUUAAAAUGUUAAAACUUUUAUGUUAAUUAUUAGUGCACAUCAUUUUUACUAAGGCAAAUUCGAUAAAACCAAUAGAAAAAGUAAAAGCUCAGAAUGGAUUAUUAAGAAUCCUAAUUUGAUAGCAAAAUGUCAUCUAUUUUAGAUCAUUCUUUUUCAUAAUUUUAGAGAUCUUUAGAUAAACACAUAGAAAUUAAAAAUGAUAUUUAACAUACCUUUAAUUUAAAACAAUUAACCAAAGAAUAGUUGUUAAGGAAAUUAUAAUCAUUGUAAUACUAUUUAAUUUGUUAUUAGAAACAAAGGUUUGAAAGAAAAUAUAUAGACAGAAAAUAUUCAAUCAAAUGAAUCCUUUUAGAAAAUCAGUUUGCCUACAACUUUUAUAUCUGUAUGAAGUUGAUAUUUAUUAGUAAGAUACAUCCAACACUAACAGAUAAAAAAUAUUCUAAAGCAUAGACUCCAACAUCUCAAUUAUAAACUCAAAGAGAUACAAAGUCUAAUUUUACAAGGACUUUUGUAAAGUGGCAAUUAAAUUCAAAGAGCAACAGAUCCCUUUAACAAAUUAAGAAAAUAAGGGAUGAUCAAGGUAAGUUUAAACCUUCGCUUUCAAAAGAUUUACAUAGUUUAAGAAAUAUUGGGACUUUGACUGAUAUAGUGUAAGUUUCAGUAAAACAUAAGAGUAAAAGGCAUAAGACUAACCAUAGCAUUAUUAAACAGAUAAGCAGUAAUGGAUGAUACUUCUAAUGAUUAAUUUCUUACUUAAAAAUCAUUUUUAAGGACAGUAAUAAAAAAAAUUAAUUUAAUUUAUAUCAAAUGUGACAUCUAAG
Paramecium octaurelia is the source of this 1105-nucleotide messenger RNA. The record is from the annotation of a GenBank genome assembly. Lineage: Eukaryota; Ciliophora; Oligohymenophorea; Peniculida; Parameciidae.